AUGAGUCUUUUUGUCUAUCUCAAACCUAAUACACCCAAAACUGAAUUCCUGAUCUUCUUCCCUAAGCCUGUUCCUCUUACUGUCUGCCCCGUCUCAGCUGUGGACAAUUUGAUACUUCCAGUGGCUCAGGCCAAAAUCCUUGGUAUCACCCUGACUUCUUUCUCUCUCUUAUACUCCACUUGUAAUUCAUCAGACCCUACUGCCUUAACGUGCAAGUACAUCUGGAAUAACUACCUCUACCACUCCCACCCUGGUCCAAGCCAACAUCGCCCUCAUCUAGACUACUGCAAUAACUUCCUAACUGGUCACCCUGAUUAG
This is a messenger RNA of Rangifer tarandus platyrhynchus (Svalbard reindeer), 318 nucleotides long. The record is from the annotation of a GenBank genome assembly. NCBI's taxonomy places the organism in Eukaryota, Metazoa, Chordata, Mammalia, Artiodactyla, Cervidae.